This is a messenger RNA of Eurytemora carolleeae, 1017 nucleotides long. RefSeq lists its product as uncharacterized. The record is from RefSeq and is a predicted model, not a curated record. Gene Ontology annotation, molecular function: protein binding. The transcript has 10 exons. NCBI's taxonomy places the organism in Eukaryota, Metazoa, Arthropoda, Copepoda, Calanoida, Temoridae. The coding region runs from base 10 to 1017 and encodes 335 amino acids.
AUUAAGAGAAUGAAGGAAGAGGAAACUGAACCCGAGAUCUGGACUCUUCUUGAUGCUGAACACCUAGAACAGAUGCGUCUUAUGAUAUCUGGAGAUGAAAGUGGGAUUGAGUCUACCCAACCUGACUCUGUGUUCAGCAGUUCUAUGGGAGUAGAUAAAGUAUCCAAACCAGAGUUUUCUCUCAUCUGCUGCAACCUCCUUGGUCAUGAAAGGUUUGUUGAAGCAGCAGAGCGAAUGUUUGAUCUUGUUGCCAAAGGCGGCCAGUUUAUCACUUGGCCUAACCUACUGGACUUCUUCAUAGGUAAAGAGAAGGAAGCUGAAAGGAAUAAGAAUAUAUUUCCAAUGGUACAUGAUGGAGACUUCAAGGCCUGUCAGCACUCAAGGAGAGAAACUAUAGUGAAGAUGAUCCCUGUCUCCACCGGCUCAUCCUUCGUCUACAUCAUCAUCAGCAAGUUCGGCCACGUCGGGAUAUACGACGACAAGCUUCGUCUCCAGCGGAAAUACGAGAUCGAUAUUGAUACUGAUCCUGACUCCGACCUUGACGUUGGAGCUUCUGAUCCAGGUUGGAUUACGGAUGCAAUCUGGAUGAAUAACUCUAAACAUAUGGUUUAUACAUCAUCGUUAAGAACAAUUCACUUCUUUGAUGCAUCCGCCUCUGUUCAUUAUGAAGAAUAUCGUGGAUUUGGAUUAAAAAAUAUACCAACAUGUUUAGAUUUCUGGUAUGACCCGGAGAAAGAGGAUGGACCUAGUCUUCUGAUGUUUGGAGAUGAUGGAGGAGGUCUAUCUAUUAUUAGAUUCUCCCAGCCUCCGAACUCUUUGUUCAAGAAGGAUGAAGUUGACAGUGUCCAGACACUGUUCUGGCAGAGGAUGGAGAAACAUACAGAGUACGCUACAAUUCAUUAUACUCAGGGUGUGCAUGGGGAUGCAGUUAGUGGAAUCAGAUAUCUCAGUGAAAACAGGAAAAUAAAACUUUUUACGAGAUUCUUUACCAAGAACCCAUUAGUUUUAGUUUUAUAA